Nelumbo nucifera (sacred lotus) is the source of this 1978-nucleotide messenger RNA. Its product is annotated as Phospholipid/glycerol acyltransferase family protein. Gene Ontology annotation, molecular function: lysophosphatidylethanolamine acyltransferase activity. Gene Ontology annotation, biological process: phospholipid metabolic process. The record is from RefSeq and is a predicted model, not a curated record. Gene Ontology annotation, cellular component: endoplasmic reticulum. Lineage: Eukaryota; Viridiplantae; Streptophyta; Magnoliopsida; Proteales; Nelumbonaceae.
CAAGAAACCUACAUUACGGUUUGAUGUGCGUUGUCAUGUCAUGUGAGAUGGUCCGAUGGAGCCGCUUUUAAGCAUUCACGAGCACCAAUAUCCGCAACUCCACGAUGAGACGGCGACACUUCUACGGAUCCUCAUCUCCUCCCCCUUUCCGACCUCCGGAGCUUCUCUAGUCUAAUCCCAUGGUGUCCGAGUAAAUAAUCGGGGUUAGGGUUUCAGAAUGGAGUCUGAGCUCAAAGACCUCACUUCGACCAAUCAAACUCUAGAGCCAGUCGACGAGUCUCACGAGGAGGUCCCAGGUAAAGACGACCGCCCAUUGUUGAAAUCUGAUUCAAGCGUGAGCUCUCCUACCAUCUCUGCUGAGAGUUUGGAGGAGCUUGAUAAGAAAUUCGCAGCCUUCGUUCGGAAAGAUGUCUACGGGACGUUGGGCAGAGGUGAAUUGCCGUUGCUGGAGAAAUUCCUGCUGGGAUUCGCUCUCGUCACGCUCGUCCCCAUCCGCUUAGUUCUCGGAAUCGUUAUACUGGUCCUGUAUUACUUGAUUUGUCGAUUCUGUACGCUUUUCUCCGUCCCGAAUCGGGACGACGAGCAGGAGGAUUAUGCUCACAUGGUUGGGUGGAGAAGAGCCGUGAUUGUUCAGUGUGGGAGGUUUCUUUCGAGGGCAUUGCUCUUCACUCUAGGUUUUUACUGGAUUAAUGAGUCGUAUCGGAAUCCUCUUGCAGUGGAUAAAUUGGCGAGCGAGAAUGAGUGCAAUGAACAGUCUGAACAACCUGAAAGACCUGGGGCUAUCAUAUCUAACCAUGUCUCCUACUUGGAUAUUUUAUACCACAUGUCUUCUUCCUUUCCAAGCUUUGUUGCUAAGAGAUCAGUGGCUAAACUUCCCCUCGUUGGUCUCAUCAGCAAAUGCCUUGGUUGUGUCUAUGUCCAGCGGGAGUCAAAAUCAUCUGACUUUAAGGGUGUUUCAGGGGUUGUGACAGACAGAGUUCAGAAAGCCCAUCAGAAUAAAUUUGCUCCAAUGAUGAUGCUUUUUCCAGAGGGCACAACCACAAAUGGGGACUUUCUCCUCCCGUUCAAGACUGGUGCCUUUUUAUCAAAGGCCCCAGUGCUUCCAGUGAUCUUAAGAUAUCCAUACAAGAGACUCAGUCCAGCUUGGGACUCCAUAUCUGGGGUACGCCAUGUGAUUUUGCUUCUUUGUCAAUUUGUGAAUCACAUUGAGGUGACAAGAUUACCUGUGUACCACCCUUCAGAGCAAGAAAAAGAGGAUCCAAAACUUUAUGCUAAUAAUGUCCGCAAGUUGAUGGCUAGUGAGGGUAAUCUUAUUUUGUCAGAUAUUGGCCUCCCUGAGAAGCGAAUCUAUCAUGCAGCACUUCAUGGUUUGUUUUGCCAACGCUAAAUCGGAUUCGCGAUCUGUAAAUUCUCUUUGUUUAAUCCUAUUGUUGGGGUGGGGGUGGAAAAAGUAAAAUGAAAAUUAUGGCCGUAUUGAGCAAUUUUCUCGUCCUACCUUGUAGAUUAGAGAUGUUUAGAGUUCUGAAAAAAAAAAAGACAAGGAAAAGAAAAGCUUAUGGGCCUCUGGAGCUAUUUCCAAGGUGGUUGGUUUUAUAUCUCCACUCUCGGUUACCAGAGUCCUGUGCUUUAUAGUAAUUCUCUUCCAUGCCUACACCUCUAUCAUUCCCAUUUUGGUCCGGUAUAUUGCCCAUUCAAACUUUGUAAAGCAUAUUUGUUCUCCUAAUAUGGUAAUUGUACCCAAUUCUGUUAUCAACUUUAUGUGCUCGAAGGUGGCAGCAAUGUGCAUUAGCAGGUGUCUGAGCUGGUCAAUGUGUAAAGAUGGGAGGUGGAGGUCAGAGUGCAUGAAGAAGGGGUUAUUUGUGUUGUUUGGGUUAUUUUUUAAUUUUUUAACCUUUUGGUAAAAGGUCCAUAUUUCUGUAAUUUCGUGAACAAAAGAAAGAAAAAAGAAGAAUUAAACAUCAAUUUCACGAGUGAUGCA